This is a messenger RNA of Anoplopoma fimbria (sablefish), 2397 nucleotides long. Its product is annotated as protocadherin alpha-3-like. Gene Ontology annotation, molecular function: calcium ion binding. Gene Ontology annotation, cellular component: plasma membrane. Gene Ontology annotation, biological process: homophilic cell-cell adhesion. The record is from RefSeq and is a predicted model, not a curated record. Lineage: Eukaryota; Metazoa; Chordata; Actinopteri; Perciformes; Anoplopomatidae. The transcript has a single exon. The coding region runs from base 1 to 2397 and encodes 798 amino acids.
AUGUCUUCACCGAGUAGAAGGAGGUUCAUUGUUACAUAUCUGGUGCUUGUGCUGUUGGAUUGUUUCUUGGAAGCGGCGUCUGGGCAGCUCUCCUACUCCGUCUCAGAGGAGGUAAACCCGGGGACUAAUGUCGGAAAUAUCGCCAAGGAUCUUAACCUCAAUGUUCAGGAUUUGGAGUCCCGUUUGUUUCAGGUUGUUACGGGAUCUAAGAGGAAAUACUUCGAGGUAAAUCUUAAAACCGGGUUCCUGUAUGUCAAUGAGAGGAUAGACCGCGAGGAGCUUUGUACAGAUGAACCCAAAUGCACUGUUAGUGUAGAGGCAGUUAUAAACAGCCCACUGAAGCUUUACCGCGUCGAGAUAGAAAUUAAAGAUGUGAAUGACCAUUUUCCGUCUUUUACCACGAAAUCACAAAUACUGGACAUCGCAGAGAACACCUUGCCUGGGUUUAGAUUCGCCUUAUCGGAGGCAAGCGAUGCCGAUGUGGGUAAAAACGGUGUUAGUGCGUAUAAGCUCAGUCCAAACGAAUACUUCAGUCUAUCGACACACAAACGAGGGGAGAGUAUAUCUCCGGAGUUAGUGCUGCAGAAAGCCCUAGACCGUGAGAAAAAGCCACAUAUGCAGCUCAUGUUAACUGCAGUAGACGGGGGAACUCCACCAAAUUCAGGCACAUCAGAAAUUGAAAUAAAUGUACUAGACACUAAUGAUAACGCACCAAUGUUUAGCAGCAGUCUUUACAAAGUUAAAACGUUUGAAAAUAUCCCGCUUGGUACGGCGGUGUUCACCCUAAAUGCGACCGACGCUGAUGAAGGCACAAACAGUGAAAUAGUGUAUUCACUUCGUAAUAAGGAUCAGGACCACAUUCUGGAUAUUUUCAAAAUUGACCCCGAAACGGGGAUCAUUACGGUGAAAGGGAAAAUCGACUAUGAGGAAAGAAAAGCUUUUGAAAUCCGAGCAGAGGCAAGGGACAAAGCCCAGCCCCCUCUGUCCGCUCAUAGUAAAGUGCUAGUAGAAGUAAUUGACGUAAACGACAACGCUCCUGAAAUCACGGUGACGUCACUGCUUAAUACCGUGAAUGAGGACGCUGAUGUAGGCACUGCGAUUGCACUUGUUUCCGUUCUAGACAGAGACAGUGGUAACAAUGGGCAAGUGAAAUGUGAGAUCCUAAAUACAGUUCCGUUUAAAUUGGAGACAAACUACAAAAACUAUUACUCUUUAGUGGUUGACGGACAUUUAGACAGAGAGGUAACUCCUCAGUACAAUGUAACUAUUUUAGCAACCGAUGAAGGGAGUCCUCCUCUUUCAAACAUCGGUGUUAUAACCGUUUACGUGUCUGAUGUUAAUGACAAUGCCCCUUGGUUCCAAGAACAGUUGGUAAAUAUUUAUGUGAAAGAAAACAGCAAAGUAGGAACAGUUAUUAAAACCGUGACUGCAACUGAUGCUGACGUCAGCAACAACGGUCAGGUGAGCUACUCAUUUUUAGAUAGUAAUAGUAAGUCUCUGCCCAUCUCGACGAUGGUAAAUAUCAACUCAGAGACUGGAGACAUAGUCAGCCUGCAGUCUUUUAACUACGAGGAGUUGAAAACGUUUCAGUUUAAAGUUCAGGCCACAGACUCUGGUGUUCCUCCGCUCAGCAGCAACGUGACUGUGAACGUUUUAAUCCUGGAUGAGAAUGACAACAGUCCCUCGAUUCUCGCGCCCUAUUCUGAGCACGGCUCCGUUAACAGUGAGACCAUCCCCUAUUCUGCUGAAGCGGGAUACUUUGUGGCAAAGAUCAGGGCUGUAGACGCAGACUCUGGAUACAAUGCGCUGCUUUCCUAUCACCUCUCUGAGCCCAAAGGAAACAACCUCUUCCGGAUCGGAACCAGCACCGGAGAGAUCAGGACCAAGAGGAGAAUGAGUGACAAUGACCUGAAAACUCACCCCUUGGUGGUGUUGGUUUCUGAUAACGGAGAACCCUCCCUGUCAGCUACUGUGUCUAUUGAAGUGGUGGUGGUUGAAAGCACAGCUGACAUCCAGACUCAGUUCAGACAUGUGCCCAUAAAGGAGGACAGCUUCUCUGAUUUAAACCUGUAUCUGCUGAUCUCCAUUGUGUCGGUGUCGGUGAUCUUUCUGCUGACCCUCAUCAGUUUAAUAGCUGUCAAAUGCCACAGGACAGACGGCAGUUUCAGCAGGUACAGCGCCCCAAUGAUCACCACCCACCCUGACGGGAGCUGGUCUUACUCUAAGGCUACUCAGCAGUAUGACGUGUGCUUCAGCUCAGACACACUGAAGAGUGACGUAGUGGUUUUCCCCGCAUCGUUUCCGCCUGUAGAUGGUGAGCUGAUCAGUAUUAACGGAGGAGACACUUUUACCAGAACUCAGACUUUACCAAAUACAGACAAGGUAAGAUAUGCCUAG